This is a messenger RNA of Colletotrichum costaricense, 249 nucleotides long. RefSeq lists its product as uncharacterized. The transcript has a single exon. Bases 1 to 249 code for a protein of 82 amino acids. NCBI's taxonomy places the organism in Eukaryota, Fungi, Ascomycota, Sordariomycetes, Glomerellales, Glomerellaceae. The record is from RefSeq and is a predicted model, not a curated record.
AUGGAGUCGGGGAAACGCGAAGUACCCAGAGCUGAGCGAAUAACGGUUACAGUGCCCAGCGAUCCGCGGACAGAGAAAUUCAAUAGACACACGGCGGGCAGCGUCAAGCAAGCAUCAAUAACACACACGUACACGCAUCAGGGGCAGCAGCACCAGCACCAGCACCAGCAGAAGGAGCAUACCAAGCGGUACAACUCGUCAGCGCGGCGGCGGCAGCCAGGCGCUGACAUUACGGGACGGGAUGGAUAA